Capronia epimyces CBS 606.96 is the source of this 870-nucleotide messenger RNA. RefSeq lists its product as uncharacterized. The transcript is spliced from 4 exons. Gene Ontology annotation, molecular function: catalytic activity. The record is from RefSeq and is a predicted model, not a curated record. NCBI's taxonomy places the organism in Eukaryota, Fungi, Ascomycota, Eurotiomycetes, Chaetothyriales, Herpotrichiellaceae. Bases 1 to 870 code for a protein of 289 amino acids.
AUGGCCUCCCGUCGCUGGACUCACUUGAUCCGCUUCAUUGCGAAGGAAGACGGCCAGAUCCAUCUGGGCCAGAUCGACGCAAAGAAGUUCCCCGAUGUUGGGCUGGCGACCUUUGAAGGCAAAGAGAUUGACGCCAAAGUGGUGUCGGGUUCCGUCUUCGACGGCGUGGUGACCAACCAGACCCUGACCGUCAAGCAACUCCUCUCGCCUUUGAGCAUCGAGCAAACACCCAUCAUCCGCUGCCUGGGGCUCAACUACCGCGACCAUGCGAAGGAGGCCAACAUGCCCAUCCCCGACGUGCCUGUGCUGUUCAUCAAGCCCCGCACCGCUCUUGCUGGACCCUUCCCCGCCAAGAUCAACCUCCCCAAGAUCGCGCAGGACGACACCGCCGACUACGAGGCUGAAUUGACCGUGGUCAUUUCUAAGGACGGUCGUGACAUUCCCGAGUCCGAGGCCUACAACUACGUGCUGGGCUACACCUCGAGCAAUGAUGUCAGUGCCAGAGCACAGCAGUUGAAGAACAGCCAAUGGUGCUUCGGCAAGGGCUUGGACGGUUCAGCACCGAUUGGGCCCGUGUUGGUCUCACCUGAGGCCAUCCCCGACCCGCACCAGUUGGACAUCAAGGCGAUUUACAACGGCGAAGUGGUGCAGGAUUCGAACACAAGGGAGAUGAUCUUCAACAUUCCCCAGACCAUUGCCUUCCUCUCGCAAGGUACCACGCUGGAGCGAGGUACGGUCAUCAUGACCGGAACAGGCCCCGGGAUUGGCAUGGUCCGGAAACCCAGGAUUAUCCUGAAGCACGGUGACGACAUCCGGGUCUACACCCAGGGCAUUGGUACCCUGAUCAACGAGGUUUACCAUGAGCAAUGA